Messenger RNA from Lolium perenne, 2009 nucleotides. NCBI's taxonomy places the organism in Eukaryota, Viridiplantae, Streptophyta, Magnoliopsida, Poales, Poaceae. The record is from RefSeq and is a predicted model, not a curated record.
GGUACAAGAUCGACAGAUAUGAGAUCGAUGGUGCGGUUGCUGCGCCUAUGGCCCUAACCAAACUCGAUUAUCGAUUGCUGGAUCUGUACAAAGAAGUGACAGAGCUCGUAGGAAUUGAUGGGGGGAGAGAUGGAGAGCUCAUCAAGUUGCUGGACAAAGACGGCGACGUGUCUGAAAACAAGUUGAAGGUUGUCUCUGUUGUCGGAUUUGGAGGAUUGGGGAAGACCACCCUUGUCAAUGCAGUAUACAACAAGAUCAAAAGUGAUUAUGAUUGUAGUGUUUUCGUUCCCGUGGGUCAGAAUGCUGAUGUGAAGAAGGUUCUCAGGGAUAUCCUCUUUGAUCUAAGGUGCACCAAUGAAAAUUUACAGCUAAUGGAUGUAAGGCAGCUCAUCAAUGAAGUCGGGAAACUCCUGGAGAACAAGAGGUACGCAAAUAGAGAUUAUGCUUGCUGCUUGGGUACACACAAUCAAUAGCUUAUAAAUUAUAAUGUUCUAUAUUUAGUUUUGUGAUCAUCUAGAUUGACUUAAUUAAUAUAUUCUUUGUAAAUCAUGCUAAUGAAACAAUUUCUUUGAAAUAUACUCUAUCCAUUCACAAUUACUUCGCAUUCUAGGUUUGGUCAGUGUCAAAGUUUAUAAACUUUGAUAAAAGUAUUUAUGAAAAACAUCAACAUAUAUAAUAUAAAAUCUCCUAUAGUAGAAUUGUCAUAAAGUAUAUUUUCAUAUUAUGUAUAUUUGGUAUUAUAUAUUGUUAUUUUUCUUAUAUUUUUGGUCAAACUUUACAAAGUUUGAUUUGGACUAAAUACAAAAGGUGAAUUAAAUAAAAAUGGAGGGAGUAUAUUGAAAGGAUCAUAUGCCGCACCUAGAGGGGGGGGGGGGGAUAGGUGCUAACCAAUUUUUAGUUCUUUUUCAAUCUGGGCUUGACACAAAGGUAAAUUAUCUAGAUAUGCAGCUAUGUGAAUUUACCUAUAUGACAAGGCUAACAACUAAGCUAGAUAUAGCUACGCAAUAUAUAGGAGAGAUAAUUGGAUAGAGGUAACCGAGAGUGGAGCACGUGGAGACACGGAGUUGAUUCCCGUAGUUCCACUAGUGGAAAAUCGCUCAUCAAUACCGGUUCGUAAGGGGCUUUUGUACCGGUUAAGCAACCGGUACAAAAGAUCCGGUACAAAAGCCCCCCCCCUUUCAUACCGGUUGCUUACGAACCGGUAUUAAAUGGCCUCCACGUGGGCACACAGGAGAGCUGAGGGCCAGAGAGCUUUGGUACCGGUUUGUAAUACGAACCGGUACCAAAGGUUGUCUGCCGCGGCAGAGAAAAUGCAGAAAUCUCUGCCGCGGCAGAGAAUUCAGGGUUUAGGGUUUUAGGAGGGGUUUAGGGGUAUCGGACCGUUUCAUAUCGCGUCGAUGCGCCUGCUACACGUUUGGGUUUAGGUAGUACAUGAAGAUAAAGGUGAUGCAUAGCAACUUGGUGCAUAUAAUAUAACACAUGUAAUUGCAUAAGAUCGCAAACUAAGUAGUAUGCAUGAAGAUCGAUCUUCAUGCGUAGUGGUACUCUCCGAGGCAUAAUAUCUAUUACAUGUACCAUAGUGGUACACUCCGAGUCGAACUAUAUAUACACAAAGCAAUCGAGGAGUGGGAGAAGAUCUUUAUGCAUAGUGAAACUCUCCGGAUGGUGGUAUGACUUCCCGAAGGAAAAAUCCCGCCAAUUCCUCGUCAAUUGCUUUGAAGCGCUCCUCGAUUGAGAUCUUCUCCCGCUUUCUUCUCAACUGUAAAAGAAUAAGAUACAAAUGAAUACAUGAGCUAUAUGUGUGUGUGUAUAUAUAUAUAUAUAUAUAUAUCAAAUCACAAAUCAAACAAUUAUUACAGAAACUCAGCACAACUUAUGGUAACAAAAUAAAUUUGUGAAUAUUGUUUUCGUACCUCUUUAUUUCUUUCAUUAUUCGCUCUCUCGCUGACAAUUCUGUGGAUGUACUCGCAAACGUAGUAUCCACAUAGAUCAGUCCCCUGUGGUUGUUU